This is a messenger RNA of Rotaria sp. Silwood1, 207 nucleotides long. NCBI's taxonomy places the organism in Eukaryota, Metazoa, Rotifera, Eurotatoria, Philodinida, Philodinidae. The record is from the annotation of a GenBank genome assembly.
AUGUGUAGUCAAAGAAAUGAAAAUGAAAUGAAAUCUGUAGGAAGACAUUGGAAUGAACUUGGUCAUAUUUGUGGAGGUUUUACUUUUUUAUUUAAUUUUUUUUUUAAAUAUUUAAAUCGUUUUCGUCCUGUUUAUUCCACAAAAGAUUUUCUUAAUUUUAUUUCUCUAUUAGUUAAUCCAAAUUUUAAAAUUGAUGAAUCACUUUGA